Messenger RNA from Rana temporaria (common frog), 2693 nucleotides. It is a transcript of the gene EXO1, whose product is annotated as exonuclease 1. The record is from RefSeq and is a predicted model, not a curated record. NCBI's taxonomy places the organism in Eukaryota, Metazoa, Chordata, Amphibia, Anura, Ranidae. Gene Ontology annotation, biological process: mismatch repair; DNA recombination. The coding region runs from base 205 to 2427 and encodes 740 amino acids. The transcript is spliced from 14 exons. Gene Ontology annotation, molecular function: DNA binding; 5'-3' DNA exonuclease activity; 5'-flap endonuclease activity. Gene Ontology annotation, cellular component: nucleus.
UGCGGAGAGCGCGCGCCUUGGUUUAAAGUGCUGAUGGUGGAGGAGCGAAGUGUCCGGGGUUGACAGAUCGAUCGAGUCUGGGAGGAAGAUGAAGGGGGAGUAGAGGAGACAUUGUUAUAUAGUCCCCUCCAUAGAUCUGUACAGGUUUACUCUGGAGGAUUCCUUCACCACAGAUUGGUCUUGAUUCAGCGUUCCUCUGCCAUAAUGGGUAUUCAGGGUCUUCUACAGUUCCUUAAAGAGGCAUCAGAACCCAUCCAUGUGAAUCAGUACAAGGGGCAGACUGUGGCGGUGGACACCUACUGCUGGCUCCACAAAGGAGCAUUUGCCUGUGCGGACAAGCUGGCUAAAGGAGAACCAACUGACCAGUAUGUGACCUAUUGCAUGAAGUUUGUGCACAUGCUUUUGUCACACGGUGUGAAGCCCAUACUGGUGUUUGAUGGAUGUACUUUACCUUCGAAGAAAGAUGUGGAAAAAGCAAGACGAGAGAAGCGCCAGACAAAUUUACAGAAGGGGAAGCAGCUGCUGAGAGAAGGCAAGCUGUCCGAAGCCAGAGAUUGCUUUACACGCUCCGUUAACAUCACCUCUGAAAUGGCUCAUCAAGUUAUAAAAGCUGCGCGUUCUGAAGGUGUUAAUUGUAUAGUUGCCCCGUAUGAGGCGGAUUCUCAGCUGGCGUACUUGAACAAACAUGGUUUUGCCCAGGCAAUCAUUACAGAAGAUUCUGACCUUCUUGCUUUUGGCUGUAAGAAGGUGAUUCUCAAAAUGGACCAAUUUGGAAACGGUUUGGAAAUAGAUCAGGAUCGGUUUGGAAAGUGUAAACAUCUGGGGGAUGUGUUCACAGAAGAGAAAUUCCGCUAUAUGUGUAUCCUGUCCGGAUGUGACUAUUUGCCUUCCAUCCAUGGUGUGGGUUUAGCUAAAGCCAGCAAAGUUCUGAAAAUUGCAAAUAAUCCAGAUAUUAUCCAGGUUAUCAAGAAAAUGGGACAGUAUUUGAAAUCCAAUAUUACUGUUCCUGAUGGAUACAUAGAUGGAUUUAUCCGUGCCAAUAAUACAUUUCUGUACCAGCUGGUCUUUGACCCACUGAAAAGAAAAUUAAUCCCUCUUAACCCUUAUGAAGACGGCAUUGACCCUAAAGAAUUAAGUUAUGCUGGACCAAACAUGGGAGACGCGAUGGCUUGUCAGAUCGCAUUGGGCAAUGUGGACGUGAACACCAAAAAGAAAAUAGAUGACUACAAUCCUGAUAUUCCCCAGCUGACAAAGCUGAAGAGCCAUAGCUGGAACAUCAAAAUCUCUGAUUCUGGCAGCAUCUGGCAGGGAAACUUUAGUCCCCUCACAAAUAUAAAAUCCGAGGAGAAGACAAAGGCAGAAGAAAAGGCGAGUCGGCGAGGGUUAAUAAUCCCAAGUAACAAGCAAUCAGUGAAGAGACCUCUUGAAGGUGGGGUUUCGGAAGGCGACCUCCUCAGUCAAUAUUCUUUCUCUCAGAAUAAGAAACCCAAGAAAGAAAGUGAAGACCAUUCAACGAAACUGAAGGCUUCUCCGCAAUCAAAUGUUCUACAACCACUAGAUGACCGGGCCAAUACUACCGAUCUACAGCCCAAAGUGAGGAAUAAAUUUGCCACCUUGUUGCAAAGGAGAAAUGAACAAAGUGGUUCAGUGUCUGUCACUGGAACCCGCAGCAGGUUUUUUUGCGACCAAUCUGAGCUGGCAACCACCUCCUCCUCUAUAGACGUUUCCAAGCCAACAGACUACACAACACCCAACGUUUCGGGAACUUGUGAGGACAACCAGGCAACGGAAACAACUGACGAAAGCGACAAACUGUGUAAAAGAGAGCUGACCCCAUCUCCUACUUCUGAUGAUUGUGACGUGAAAUCCAAUGCCGAUUCUCCGCUUCGGAAUCCAAGAAACUGCUUUAGUUGGUCAGGAAGUUUGGCCAAAGGGAGUCCCAAGCCCCAGACUCCAAGUUCCGCCCUUCUGUCUCUUAGAAGGUUUCAGAGGACUAAGAGCAGUGUAGAGUCCGACUCGGAUCAUCUUCAGCUGGAUCAGACUGUAAACUCCAACGGGGACCAACCCCAAUGUGCCAUCACUCAGAAGAAGAAAAUCUCCGUGGUGGAGAUGGAGGACUCCAGCUCAGAGGACAUGGACAAGACUCUGGAGUCUUCUCCUCCUGAAUUCAGCCUAAAAGAUUCUCCUUCACACCAGACGACAUAUCCAGAGAGGAGGCCUGUUCCAAAAACGAAGGUGUCUGGACUUCUUAAAUCAAAGAGCUUCGAUUCUCGAUCUGGGAAAAAAUUGAAACCAAUGGCACCAGCAAAAGCUAGUGGACUGAGCAGCCGGGUGUCUGCAAAAGCUGUAAGAAACAAUGAGAAUAAGCCAGGCCUGCAAUCCACGAUCAGCGACCUGUGGAAGAACUUCAGCUUUACAAAACAUUAAUUGGAUGCCACAGAAGACGAUUCUCUGCCCGUGGAAGCUGUGUGCUGCAAUUUUCAUCUGACCUCUCAUUUUACCCAGCGACAGAUGUUUGUUCCUCCUAUACAGAUUUUAGCUUUUGGUCUAUUACUGUAGAUCAGAAUCUAGGAUUUUUAUUUUUGUUUUUUUUUAGUUAAAGUUUACAAUGUCGUUAAUUUACGUUUCAGCUGGAUUUUUGCACACUAGAAUGAAUGUACUUUAGCUGCUUGACGUGCAUGAAUGUUAAAGAA